AUGAAGCCCUUUUGCUGCCCGCAAUGUGGAAAAUGCUUUGUUUGGAGAGGAGACCUUCUUAGACACCAGAGAAGUCACAACGGAGUGAGGCCCUAUUCAUGCUCGGAGUGUGGGAAAUGGUUUUACUCGGAAAGAGAUCUUCUUAGACACCAGAGAACUCACACGGGGCGAGCGUCCAUUUUCCUGUUUGGGACUGUGGGAAAAAAGUUUCACGCAGAAAGCGAGUCUCAUUCUGCACGAGCGGCUUCACACGGAGUGCGGCCAUAUUUCUUGUUCGGAGUGCGGGACAAAGUUUCACUCAAAAAGGAGACCUUCUUACACACCAGAGCAGCCAUAUGGUCGAGCGUCCCUUUUCUGUGCAGAAUGUGGAGGAAGAGUUCAAGAAGAAAUCUGAACUUGUCCUACACCAGAGAUUCCACACCGGGGAGGGGACUUUGCAUGCUCUGUGUGUGGGAAAUUCAUUCACAAGAAAUACAAACUUGUUAA
Molecule: messenger RNA, 486 nt
Organism: Staurois parvus
Lineage: Eukaryota; Metazoa; Chordata; Amphibia; Anura; Ranidae
Source: the annotation of a GenBank genome assembly